GGAUUUGGAAUAUAUUUUCAAGGUACAGACGUUCUUAUCAUUUUUCUUUUGAAUUACACCAUUUUAUUCCUUUAAAAAAUAGAUUUCUAAAAAAUAUUACAUUGAUUUCAAUAAAAAUAAAUGUAUGUUGAAUUUUAUUUUUGUUGUAUCAAGAAAAUACCUUACUUGAGCAAUGAUAUUGGAUAAGAGACUGUAGGGAGUCUAAUAAUACUAAUACUAUAGCUCUCAUACAUGUAAUUAAGUCAUAUAGGCCUACCAAUUUCAAGUCAGAUUAAGAAUUUUGGAAUGGAUUGAUUGCAUCGGAUUCUAAGUUACUAACUUAGUAAGGGGUAUCAAUGUGAAAGACAAGAGCAUACAUGUAGGUUGAAUCCUCCCUGACUCCUUGAUCACUAGCGAGAGAUACUAACUUAAAAUGAGUCCGCCUCAGAAAGAGAAGAAGUCUUCUUCUCUGCCAUGCGAGGUAUUCUUUGCCUGUACACGCUGCGGCUCUCGCUCACGAACAGUGCCUCAGCUUCUCACCCACUACAAAACAGCGCAUAAGGAAGAGAUUGCAAAUGGAACCAUCUCAAACAAGGAAGAGACAAUUUCAGCAGAGGGACAGAAAAUUGAGAGUCGGACCAAAGAUGCUGCAGAAGACAAGAAGGGUGCCUCUUCCAAGAAAGGGUCCAAGGAGAAAAAAGAUGAUAAUGAAUCGGACGUCGUUUACGUUGAAGGGAGUAAAAAACCUGCGAAGCCAUCUGGUCCAGUCAUCACUCAUCCGGAGAAGGACUGUGUUAUUACAAGGAAACGGAACGUUCCGCUGGGUAUGUUGGAGGGGAAGAAGAACUCCCUGAUGGUAAUCUUCCAGCAUUCAGAUCAGAACAAGCCCCUUCCUGAAGGAUCGUCGUUCAAAUUGCGUAACACCGGAGGCGAACAGACUUACCUGGUGGUCGCCAAUGUUGAUGUGGAUAUUAUUGAACAGGGAAAACCACCGCAGGGUAAACCAGCACUGGGAAGGCCAGCUAAGAAAGCAAAGACUGGCAAGUGAAAAAUACUGAGUACCAGCUGGGCAAAGCUGGGGUUUAACGGACAUACUGGGGUUUUUGUUAAUGUCAAUGUGGAUAUUAUUGAACAUUAGUUUUAAAAGACUGGCAAGUGAAGAAUAAUUAUUGUAAAAAGGAGGGUCCUCGGAACGGAUCGCCAGCGUGUGAGUGCUAUGCAUCCCUAUGGAACGGGCAUGCGUGCAUGAUGCAGCUAGCCCGUCGGCACGGCCGCCGGGUGCGCUCGCCGGCGCUCGCGCAGAGACAAUGGUCGGCGGCUGCUUUUCACCAAAAUUGCAGCUUAUUGUAGCAGAUCAAUGCGACCGGAACGGCGUAACAAAAAAAAUGCGAAGUUUUGGAGUGGAUUUCUUCUUUUUUCUCGAUGAGAAGAAAAUGCUAUACUUUGGAGCGGCUUUCUUUGUUCUUUUUCUCAAGACGAAAAUGCUAUGCCUUGGAACGGAAAUUUGAGUGUAAAAAUGAGGGUCCCCUCCGCGGCACAUACCCACUAUGCAUUAUAUACUGAGUGCCCCCCCCCCCCCCCCCGGGGUUAUUGUCAAUGUAGAUAUUAUUGCACAGGAGAAUCUUGCUCAGAAAGAAAAGACGGGCAAAUGGAAACACCCCUGCUCAAUCAGCGCAACACUGGGAACGAACCAGGCGCGGAUCCAGGGGGGCACGUGCCCCCCCCCCCCCCCUUGUGAGAAGAAAAAUUAAAAUUUGUAAUGAAAAAAUGCCAUUGAAACCGAGGUGUGCCCCCUCUUUUGAAAUUGAAGACUUUUUUUUUGGGGGGGGGGCUUGUCAAAUUUUUUCGGGUAGGAAAUAUCCCUAAUUUGUGGUUGAAAACCUUUUUUUGGGGGGGGGGGGCUUGUCAAAAUUUUCCUCCGAAAAAUGUGCCCCCUUUUUGGAAAAUCUUGGAUCCGCCCCUGGGUUGAACAGAGACGCAUAGUGGUUGACAACGUUGAUACGGUAAUGAUAUCGUUGAACAAGGGAAGCCUGCUUAGAAAAUAGAGACAGGCAAAUAACGCUAAGACGCAUGGUUGUUGAUGAUGUAGAUAUCAUUGUACAGGAGAAACCAUCAGAGAGUAAAGACAGAAGUGAAAAUGACAUUGAAAUGGAAGUUAGAUGUGAAAGUGAUACAUCAAGAGCUGGUUUUAUACUCGGGUAGUGAUUUAGAUAUUGAAGCAUUUCAGACUGCUUCAUUUCCACUUCUCCUACCAUUGAACAAACAACAGUAUCCUAUUUAUUAAAAUCUUUGCCUUUAGUUUUCAAAGGCAAUUAUGACCUACAUGUAUAGGUAUACUUUUUGUUUUGUCUUGUUCCUACAGCUCGAGGUUCUCUUCUUUGAAAUUAGGACAAAGUGAUUUUUUCUUUUAUUACAAUUGAAUUAUCACAAUCUGUACAACGAGAACAAAAACUUCAAUCACUGCAUCAUUGGUUGAUCUGCUGAACUGUGUGGGCUGUCAAUGUCAGAAAUUUAAAAUCCCCAGAAAAGACAAGUUGUUCCUAAGUAUGUGCUGUACGAUAUUACUUCAUAAACCACACAAAAGACAACAAUUCUAGGUUCUUUGAAUUAGACCCUCAGUAAUUUUUAGUCCGUUCUCAUUCUUUAUCCAAUAGCAUCAAAGCCCAUGUACCUAUUUCGUUUUCAUAAUUUGAUAUCUUCAUGGAUCAGAAUCCAGAAGGAGAAAUUCCUUAAAUGUCUCUGUCCGAGCAUUGAUAUUGUAAAAAUGUUGAGUAUUUUAACUAAAAUGUACAUGUAGCCUGAUAAUUGAAAUGUGAAAUGUUUUCCAAUAUAUUGUAAAUAAAUACUUUACUUCAUGUUUUAUUGCAUAAUAAA
Molecule: messenger RNA, 2853 nt
Organism: Lytechinus pictus (painted urchin)
Lineage: Eukaryota; Metazoa; Echinodermata; Echinoidea; Temnopleuroida; Toxopneustidae
Exons: 2
Coding region: 413-1027 (204 amino acids)
Source: RefSeq, a predicted model, not a curated record